This is a messenger RNA of Scleropages formosus (Asian bonytongue), 2342 nucleotides long. RefSeq names its product solute carrier family 24 member 4b (gene slc24a4b). Gene Ontology annotation, biological process: calcium ion transmembrane transport; intracellular calcium ion homeostasis. The record is from RefSeq and is a predicted model, not a curated record. Gene Ontology annotation, cellular component: plasma membrane. Gene Ontology annotation, molecular function: calcium channel activity; calcium, potassium:sodium antiporter activity. The transcript has 17 exons. Bases 302 to 2122 code for a protein of 606 amino acids. Lineage: Eukaryota; Metazoa; Chordata; Actinopteri; Osteoglossiformes; Osteoglossidae.
UCUGUGUGAUAUAAAGGCAAACACUGUGUGCAGCGAUUGAGGUGCUGUGUCGCCUCCGUCCUGUGGAUUACUCCUCUCGUGUACGGCGUGGGGUAGGGAACUCUCACGCGCUGCUUUAAUAAUCCAACAGCUGCGCGGCGGCGUCGUCGCGGCACGCGCAUCUCUAAGUGCCCGUCCUCGGCGGGAACUCCGCGCGCGCGGUCUUCAUGAGAGAAGCGCCGCUUACAGACGCCGCUCGGUGUGAGGCGAAGUCGGGCUGCCGGAACGGGCACGAGAAGAAGUAGAAGGUCGCCUCGCCUCCAUGGAGCCGGACAAGCAGGGUCGCAGCGCGGUCGCGAAGAUCUUCAAAGUCCGCAAGAGGAGGGAGAUGCUCCUGGCGCAGGUCUGCUUCGUCUGCGGCGUUCUACUCGCGGCGUGGGGCAUGUCGUCGCUGCUCACCCAAACAGGUCAUGGGAUGAUUGUCAAAGGAGAUCUUCAGACCAAAGACCGUUGGGGGCGGCGACUGAUGGCGCUCAUGGGUGACAAUGGCACAGAGGAGAAAAACUGCACCAAGCCAGCAAUCUACGAGUUCCCGGAUGACAUGUUCACCAACAGCGAGCGCCAACAGGGGGCAGUGUUGCUGCACAUCAUUGCGGCACUCUACAUGUUCCUGGCCCUCGCAAUUGUGUGUGACGAUUUCUUUGUGACCUCACUGGAGAAGAUCUGCGAGAAGCUGCAUUUAAGUGAGGAUGUUGCUGGGGCAACCUUCAUGGCUGCAGGGAGCUCAGCCCCAGAGCUUUUUGCCUCAAUUAUAGGAGUCUUCAUCACACAUGGGGAUGUGGGUGUUGGCACCAUCGUCGGUUCAGCAAUGUUCAACAUUCUCUGCAUCAUCGGUGUCUGCGGCAUCUUUGCCGGACAGGUGGUGUUGCUGACCUGGUGGUCGGUAUUCCGGGACUCCUUUUACUACACUUUAUCUGUGGUGGCUCUGAUUGUGUUCAUCUAUGAUGAAAAGAUAGUGUGGUGGGAGAGCCUGAUCCUGGUGGUCAUGUAUGUUGGAUAUAUCCUCAUCAUGAAAUUUAACACCAGCAUGCAGAAUUUCUUCACAGGGAAGAGGAACAAGAGUGUUGCCAAUGGCAACACUGUGUGCAGUGAGCUGGAGGAUGGUAAUGAUUGUUAUGACAGUAUUUGGGAUGACCCAUCAUUGCCUUUGCUCUCUCCAGUGAGGCCUGUGAAGCCUUAUCCCCAAGACUCUGUGGUCAUGGUGGAUGAGAUCAUGAAUGCCAGCCCUCCGAAGUUUGGCUUUCCCGAGGCUGGGCUCCGAGUCAUGAUCACUGACAACUUUGGGCCUAAGACUCGCCUCCGCAUGGCCGGCCGUCUCAUCAUCACAGAGCGGCAGAAGCUAGCGCGGGAUGCAAACGGGGUGGAGACACCAGCCGUGGUGCUGGGAACGCUGGAGAUGGAGAAUGGGAGUGUGGUAGCUGAUAAACCAGAUAAGGAGGCAGACCUGUCUUCACCCUUCUCUGUGCCAGAGGGUGCUAUGGAUAAAGUAAAAUGGCUGAUCUCUUGGCCUGUGCUGCUGUUGCUGUUCUUCACUGUACCAAACUGUGCCAAGCCACGAUGGGAGAAGUUCUUCAUGCUCACAUUUUUUCUGGCAACACUCUGGAUAGCAGUGUUUUCCUACAUCAUGGUGUGGAUGGUGACUAUAAUCGGGUACACCUUGGGAAUCCCAGAUGUUAUCAUGGGCAUCACAUUCCUGGCUGCUGGGACCAGUGUUCCUGACUGCAUUGCCAGUCUCAUCGUGGCUCGUCAAGGCCUUGGAGACAUGGCUGUAUCAAACACCAUCGGCAGCAAUGUAUUUGACAUCCUGGUGGGCCUUGGUGUACCCUGGGCAUUACAGACAAUGGUUGUCAGUUAUGGCUCAGAGGUGCAAAUCAACAGCCGUGGACUGGUAUAUGCAGUGGUGCUGCUGCUGGGCUCCGUGGCGCUCACUGUCUCUGGGAUCCAUAUCAACAAGUGGAGGCUGGAUGUGAAGCUGGGCAUAUAUGUGCUGGUGCUUUACGCAGUGCUCCUCUGCUUCUCCAUCAUGAUAGAAUACAAUGUUUUUACCUUCGUCAACCUACCCAUGUGCCAGGCGGAGCUGUAACGUUGUCAGAGAUCAUAACAUUCUGAAGAACCAUCUUUGCCUACUGAGCCUCCAUUCUACCCUCUUCACAAACUUUUUUUUUUUAUGCUUUUCAUGAUCAACUUAUCUCCAGCCUUCUUCAUGAGAGGUGUGAUACCUCUGUCUAGACCAAGUAACCUUGUUAAGACAGGGGUGUUUUUUUUUUUGUUCCCCCCCCACCUUUCAGCACAAGUUUCCUCAA